Saitoella complicata NRRL Y-17804 is the source of this 1200-nucleotide messenger RNA. Its product is annotated as cobW-domain-containing protein. The coding region runs from base 1 to 1200 and encodes 399 amino acids. Gene Ontology annotation, cellular component: cytoplasm. The transcript is spliced from 8 exons. The record is from RefSeq and is a predicted model, not a curated record. Lineage: Eukaryota; Fungi; Ascomycota; Saitoellomycetes; Saitoellales; Saitoellaceae.
AUGAACAACUUUGACGACGAGCCUCCAGAAUUGGUCGACGUGCACGAUGUCGCACAGCAAAGCGUACCACCCCUUAAUGCCGCCGCCGAACCACCAGCUUUCGUUAAGUACAAAACGCCUGAACGGAUGAUCCCAUCCACCGAACCAUCCUCGUUGACCACCAAAGUACCGAAAGUCCCUAUCACCAUCGUCACCGGUUACCUCGGCUCAGGGAAAAGUACGCUGUUAAAUCAUAUCUUGACGGACCAGCACAAUAAGAAAAUUGCGGUAAUCUUAAAUGAAUUCGGAGACUCGGUCGAUAUCGAGAAAUCCCUUUCUGUUUCCUCGCAGGGAGAACUCGUCGAGGAAUGGCUGGAACUAAAAAACGGGUGCAUGUGCUGCUCAGUCAAAGAUAAUGGCGUAGCGGCAAUUGAGAACCUCAUGACUAAACGUGGAAAGUUCGACUACAUUUUGUUGGAAACCACAGGUGUUGCUGAUCCAGGUCCGAUUGCGAAUAUGUUUUGGCUCGACGAUGCCCUCGGUUCUGAGAUCCAGCUCGACGGCAUCGUCACUGUCGUUGAUGCAUCGAAUAUUGUACGCUCACUCGACGAUAUCCCGCAAGGCGCCGACAUGACGACUGCGCAUCUUCAGAUUUCACAUGCGGAUGUGAUUGUGUUGAAUAAGAUCGACCUGGUGCCGGAGGAGAAGUUGGAGUCUGUGAGAGAAAGAGUUAAGGGCAUUAAUGCUAUGGCAAAGGUACUGGAGACGAAGUACAGUAAGGUGGAGAAUCUGGAUGCGAUCCUGGAUUUAGGGAGUUUUGAGAAGGUUGGGGAUUUGACAACAAAGAGACCAACGGGUGGGCGGAGUUUCCAUGAUCCGGCAAUCUCGACAGUUCUUCUACCCUUGCCAAAGUUGACCAGCGACGCUCAACUCGAGCACCUCGAGUCAUUUAUUCGCUCACUACUGUGGGAAGGCAGCAUACCUACCUUGCCAUCGUCGCAACAGCAGGAUGGAACAGUCGAGAUCCACAGACUAAAGGGAAGAAUAGUUAUGAAGGAAGGACGAAGAUGGAUUUUGCAGGGCGUACGGGAGGUGUACGAAAGUUUCCCUCAAGAGGAGGGGCAGGAUGUCGGGGAUGGAAAGAUUGUGCUUAUCGGGAAAGGACUUGAUGAAAACCUGUUGAAGGAAGCAUUGAGCGCAUGGUUGGUAGAGGUUGAUUAG